UUAAUUAUACGUUACAACCCCGACAAAACACGAUCUCGUGAGUGGCGGAUCCAUUUCUCUUCAUCGACACGACGAACAAGCAUCCCACACUCCGUCAGGCGCCGUCCACCGUUGUCAGCCCUGCGUGGUUGUUCUUUAUCCGAUAGCGUACUGUUGACCAGAGGAGCUAUUGUGUAACAUGGAAUGAGCUUCACAAUCUACUCUUCUUGAAGGUGAGAGAGUCAGAGAUAAUAUACAAAGCAAGCUUAUAGAAGAAGCAAUGUUUACACUGUUCUAUGGACUUUGGAAGUAUAUGUUCAGUAAGACAGAGUUUCAUGUUCUCAUUCUUGGGAUUGACAAGGCUGGCAAAACGACUUUACUGGAGAAGUUGAAAUCAUCAUACUCAAACUUAGAAGGACUUCCUCCUGAUCGAAUUGUUCCAACCGUUGGACUAAACAUUGGUCGGAUAGAAGUAUCAAAUACAAAACUUGUAUUCUGGGACCUGGGAGGCCAGCCUGGACUUCGAUCAAUAUGGGAGAAAUAUUAUGAAGAAGCCCACGCUGUGAUAUUUGUUAUAGAUGCUGCAUGUCCCUCGCGCUUUGAAGAUGCCAAGUCUGCACUUGAAAAGGUACUUCGGCAUGAGGAUUUACAAGGAGCACCUCUUUUAAUAUUAGCAAACAAGCAGGAUCUUCCGGAAGCAGUUUCGGCUGAAGAACUUGGUCGUUACCUGGAUCUAAAGAAGCUGGGUGAAAGAGUUUACAUGUUUGAAGCUGUGUCAGGCUAUGAUGGAAAGGGGAUAAAGGGGAGUGUAGAGUGGCUGGUGGAAGUGAUGGAGAGAAGUAAGAGGACUGAAAUGUUAAGAGUUCGGGCUGGUGCUAUGGGUUCAGGCCCUGCUUAGGAGGGAUCUUGAACUGAAAUUGAGCUGUUUAACCAUUCCUUUUCAUCUUUUUUAAAUCCAAAUUGGAAUGUAAAUGACUCAGUCGUUGGAGAAGAAAAAGGAAAGAAAAGGAAAAGAACAGCUUCUGACUGCAGAUCACCUUGAUCCUGAAAUUUCAUUCAAUUGUUGAAAUUGUAAUACAGUAGAAGCUUCACCAGGUGCUAGCAAAAUCAAUUUUAAGUCCUGGGAAUGGAGGACUUUCUGCUUCUCUAUAGUUCUACAUAGGACACGCUAUGUGAACUCCGCAGUCUUUGGUUGAUGUGAAACUUUUUUGUGUUUAGAUAAUCAAUCAAUUAUAAAUAUAUCUGAUAUGAUUUCUAUCGAAAAGUACCCUCUGACGUGAUUCUUCACACGCACACACUGCCCUAUUCUAUCAGCUGUAUGCAUGCCAGACCAGGCUAGUCCAUGACUUCAUGUAUCCAUUGACCUUGAAAAGGAUUUGAAAUUUACCAUUUUGGAUGACAA
This is a messenger RNA of Prosopis cineraria, 1381 nucleotides long. RefSeq lists its product as uncharacterized. NCBI's taxonomy places the organism in Eukaryota, Viridiplantae, Streptophyta, Magnoliopsida, Fabales, Fabaceae. The record is from RefSeq and is a predicted model, not a curated record. Gene Ontology annotation, cellular component: Golgi apparatus. Gene Ontology annotation, biological process: protein localization to organelle; intracellular protein transport; Golgi to plasma membrane protein transport. The transcript is spliced from 7 exons. Gene Ontology annotation, molecular function: GTP binding; GTPase activity. Bases 260 to 877 code for a protein of 205 amino acids.